AUGGCACCCUUUGGGUUGUCAAAUGCUCAGUGUGAAACCCCAGUGAAGCUUGACAUUGUGCUGUUGUUGGACGACUCUGGGAGCAUAGCACCUUCCACCUUUGAAACCAUCCAGAAGUUUCUCUCUGAAAUGGUCAUCAAGUUCGACAUCGGCCCAGACAGAGUCCAGAUUGGUCUGGUUCAGUACAGUGAUGACCCAAGCACCAAGUGGCACCUCAAGAAACACAAGACCAAAAGUUCUCUGCUGAAGGCCAUAGCCAAUCUGAAACAGCAAGGAGGAAGCACCAACACAGGACGUGCUCUGAACUUCACCCUUCAACAGAACUUUAAACUCAAUGUGGGAAUGCGAGCAGACUCCAAAAAGAUUGCUGUCCUGAUCACUGAUGGAGAGUCCCAGGACGACAUAAUCCUCCCCUCACAGAAACUGAAGGACGCCGACAUUGAGAUCUACGCUAUUGCUGUGGAGGAUGCCAACAAGAUGGAGCUGAUGUCCAUUGUCUCCGAUCCCAAAGAAAGUCACGUAUACCCUGUCCGGAACUCGUCAUUCCUCCUGGAUGUUUUCUGUAGCAGCACUCCUAGCCCUGACCCUAGCUCAGGUGCUCAGUGUAAAACCACAGCCAAGGCCGACAUCGUGCUGUUGGUGGACGACUCCACAAGCAUCUCACCUUCCACCUUUAAAACCAUCAAGAACUUAAUCGCUGAUAUUGUCAGCAACUUCGACAUCGGCCCAGACAGAGUCCAGAUUGGUCUGGUUCAGUACAGUACUGACCCAAGGACCGAGUGGCACCUGAACACCCACAAGACCAAAAGUUCCCUGCUGAAGGCCAUAGCCAAUCUGGUACAUAGUGCAGGAGACACCAACACAGGACGUGCUCUGGACUACAUUCUUGAUGAGAACUUUAAACCCAAUGUGGGAAUGCGAGCAUACUCCAAAAACAUUGCUGUCUUGAUCACUGAUGGAGAGUCCCAGGAAGACACACUCCUCCCCUCAAAGAAACUGAAGCGAGCUGGUGUUGAGAUUUACGCUAUUGGUGUGGAUGACGCCAACACAGGGCAGCUGGGAUCCAUUGUCUCCUAUACAGAAGAAACUCACAUGUUCUAUGUCAGUGACUCCUCAAACCUCUGGGACAUUUUGAAGAAUUUCACCAUUAACCUAUGUAACAGCAUAAAUAACUUAGACUCUGUCAGGCUGGUGAAUGGGAGCAGUCUGUGCUCAGGCAGACUGGAGGUGAAGACUAACCAGUCUACCCAGCACUGGUCCUCAGUGUGUAAAGAUGACUUUGACCAGAUGGAUGCAGAGGUGGUCUGUAGGGAGCUUGGCUGUGGGGCUCCUUCAGUCCUUCAGGGGGUGCUCUAUGGAGAAGUGGAAGCUCCAAUGAGGACCAAAGAGUUCCAGUGUGGAGGCAACGAGUCUGCUCUCCUGGACUGUAGAAGCUCAGGCUCAGAUAGAAACACCUGCUCACCUGGAAAAGCUGUUGGACUCAACUGCUCAGAACCUGUCAGGUUGGUGGGAGGAUCCAGUCGCUGUACUGGAACACUGGAGGUGAAACGAGGAGACUGGAGACCAGUGGAUGUCUCCGAUUGGACCCUGAAGGAAGCAGCGGUAGUCUGUAAAGAGCUGGACUGUGGCUCUCCUGUUUCAGCAGGAAUAAGAAAUGAUUCCUUAUCCAAAUCUGCAUGGAAGAUCAGUCCUAACUGUAUUAACUCUGGGUAUACCCUGAGAGAGUGUGUAACAUCAGGUUCCUCUUCCUCAAUCAUGAAGAUCACCUGCUUAGAGCCUGUCAGGUUGGUUGGAGGAUCGAGCCACUGUACUGGAACACUGGAGGUGAAACGAGGAGACUGGAGACCAGUGGAUGCCUCUGAUUGGACCCUGAAGGAAGCAGCGGUAGUCUGUGGAGCGCUGGACUGUGGCUCUGCUGUUUCAACAGGAAUAAGAAAUGAGUCCUUAUCUAAAUCUGCAUGGAAGAUCAGUCCUAACUGUAUUCAGUCUGCAUCUGCCCUGAGAGAGUGUGCAACAUCAGGUUCCUCCUCCUCCAUUAUGGAGAUCACCUGCUUAGACUCUGUCAGGCUGGUAAAUGGGACCAGUCUGUGCUCAGGCAGACUGGAGGUGAAGACUAACCAGUCUAACCAGCGCUGGUCCUCAGUGUGUGAAGAUGACUUUGAUCAGCAGGAUGCAGAGGUGGUCUGUAGAGAGCUUGGCUGUGGGACUCCUUCAGUCCUCCAGGGGGCUCUCUAUGGAGAAGUGGAGGCUCCAAUGAGGACCAAAGAGUUCCAGUGUGGAGGCAACGAGUCUGCUCUCCUGAAACUGUAGAAGCUCAGUCUCAGAUAGAAACAACUGCUCAUCUGGAAAAGCUGUUGGACUCACCUGCUCAGAUCCUGUCAGGUUGGUGGGAGGAUGGAGUCGCUGUACUGGAACACUGGAGGUGAAACAGGGAGACUGGAGACCAGUAGAGGGCUCUGACCAGACCCCAAAGGAAUCAGCAUCUGUU
Perca fluviatilis (European perch) is the source of this 2488-nucleotide messenger RNA. Its product is annotated as scavenger receptor cysteine-rich type 1 protein M130-like. Gene Ontology annotation, biological process: endodermal cell differentiation. The coding region runs from base 1 to 2310 and encodes 769 amino acids. Gene Ontology annotation, cellular component: membrane. The transcript has 14 exons. The record is from RefSeq and is a predicted model, not a curated record. Lineage: Eukaryota; Metazoa; Chordata; Actinopteri; Perciformes; Percidae.